CAACGGUUGGCGGCUCAACUGCCUGGUCUUCUGGAUUGUACCAUUCUGGAAGGACACAGGAACUAAUGUAUGGAACGUCGAGGCGGUCUAAACUCCUUUGUUGUAUUGUUAGCGUUUUAUUAACCGCAAUGUCCUAAUGAAGCAUUCAGAAGGAAAGUAGUCGUUCCCAUAACAGCGGAACAUAUUCCUUUGGUAGAGUCCAUCUCGUUUCUAUGGUAACCAGCAACGCUAGACAAGGCCUCGUUCUCAUUAAAGGGAUAACCUCCGGGAUUAAACGGCUAAAUCCUUUGGAGAUGGAUUCAAUCAAUUGUCUCAGUUCUCCUAUGGCUUUGUGCAUAGAGGAUUUUACAGAACCUCCACUGGAGCAAGAGAAAAGGAGAGAGUCCAUUAAAAAAGCUGUGCAAGGUUUUCAAGCUCCUUUUCUUAUUGGCUCAAUGGAAAAAGUCAGUCAGAAAAUAACACAUUUGGAGAAGGAGAUAAAGGCUUUUGAUGCUCAUGAUUUGGUGAUAGAGUCUUCAGAGCUUCAUGGAAUGCCAUCCCUUCAUGAGCAUCAUUCAUCAAACUAUAAAGUUACUGAAUCAAGCAAAUUGAAGAAAAGUGAUCAAAUAAAAGAGCGAGAAAGAAAGGACUUGCAGAGAUUCACACAAGAAUUCCAGAUUUCUAUGAGAAAUAUGAAAUCUGCAGUGUAUCAACAAUCUCAUAGAAACCCUAAGAAAAAGGCAAGCCCAAAGCCAAAACUGGUUGAGUUGUGCCAGUUUCCAGGAUAUUUAAAUAAAGGCCCUCCACCGCUUCCCUAUGAAACAGCCUUGAGCACCAUUAUUGGCAACGUUGUGUCUAGCCACAAGAACAGAGGUGGUAUGAUUUUGCCUCCAAGGAGGCUCUGGAGGAUUCUCAACAUCCCUGUGGUCCAGGAUAUUGUGCUGGACUGCUUCUGGUGGAUCUUUCUUCACAUGUAUAAACCCGAUGGAAAGUGCCAACAACAACUGUUUGAUCGCGUGGCAGAGAAUUAUGUCCGACUUCUUGAUUUGUGUCAAAAACUACCCAAUGGGGAUCCGCUUCUCAAUAGUUUCCCGUUACCUGUAAGUCAGACCAUAUACAGUAGCUUCUGUUUCUCCUUUCCUCAGUCCUUACACCAGUUCCAGUCAGAUGACUUUAAGACACAGCUGUGUAGUGUGAUUUGGCAGUGGUUUGGAGGUAUAUGUCCACCUACUGGCAGCUAUAAUAGUUGGGACUAUGACACACUGGAGCCAAAAGAUGACAUGCCCCGAAAAAAAGAAAAGCAAAGGAAAGAUUCUUCUUUUUUUGACCUGUAUCCCUCCAAAGAACAGAUACUGGUAACUACCUGUUACAAUAUGAAGCCUAGGAAGAAUUCUAAACAAAAGUCUCAUCCAACAUUUUGUGAACCAGAAUUUACAUGCAUGGCUUUUAACCUAAAUGGGCACAGCCCUCUCAUGCAGUAUUAUCUGAAGAAAAAAAAAGUUGAGCCGCAAGCUGGAAUAAACAUCUUGGUUCGAAGGACUGAACUACAGAAUGAGUGUGAUGAUCACAAGAAGACAAGAUAAAACAAGACCAACAACUGCACAAAGACAAGACUGAGCUUGCUGAACUCUACAAGAUGUUGGAAGAAAACAUAGAUUAUAGCUAUUUAAAAUCAAUUUAAACUAGUGUUCUGUUCACACAUAUGCAGGUGUAAUGGCAUGUUUGCAUUUUUGCACAUUUACAGUGCCUUGAAAAAGUAUUCAUAAUCAUGUUACAACCAAAAACGUAAAUGUAUUUUAUUGGGAUCUUA
Molecule: messenger RNA, 1789 nt
Organism: Rana temporaria (common frog)
Lineage: Eukaryota; Metazoa; Chordata; Amphibia; Anura; Ranidae
Gene: FAM227A
Product: family with sequence similarity 227 member A
Exons: 13
Coding region: 213-1562 (449 amino acids)
Source: RefSeq, a predicted model, not a curated record